Molecule: messenger RNA, 906 nt
Organism: Capsella rubella
Lineage: Eukaryota; Viridiplantae; Streptophyta; Magnoliopsida; Brassicales; Brassicaceae
Product: protein ALP1-like
Exons: 1
Coding region: 1-906 (301 amino acids)
Source: RefSeq, a predicted model, not a curated record
AUGUCGCUCAAGAUUUUGGGACAUAAUCCAUCACAAAGGAGUAUAGCAGCAGAUUUUCAGGUUGCACAGUGGACGGUGACAACAAAAUUUAAUGAUGUUCUUAAUGCCCUUUGUUGCUUGCAUUCAGACAUUGUUUCAUGGAAAAGAGAAGAGCUUGAUGAUAUACACCCACGAAUCAUGCAUGAUAGGAGGUAUUUUCCAUAUUUUCGAGAUUGUAUUGGAGCUAUAGAUGGUACGCAUGUACGUGUUCGUGUUGGUGGCAAUCAAAAGAUCACCUACUGGAAUCAUCAUAACUACACAUCAAUGAAUAUUUUGGCAGUGUGUGAUUUCAAUAUGAGGUUUAUAUACACACGUAUUGGAGUCCCGGGACGCGCACACGACUCUAAGAUAUUGACAUAUUGUGCACGUCAUGAUAAUUUUUUUCCAUUUCCAAAUUCAGAGAAGUAUUUUCUAGUGGAUUCCGGCUAUCCUAAUCGGCGGGGGUUUUUGGCUCCAUAUCGAGGUGAAGCAUACCAUCCAAAUCAUUUUGCUGGACAUAGACCGACCACGUUGAGAGAGACAUUCAACAAGAGGCAUUCUUCGCUUCGAUCAGUAAUUGAAAGAACAUUUGGAGUGUGGAAGGGAAAAUGGUCUAUUUUAGAAGGUCGGGUUCGUUAUGAUGUGAAGAUGCAGGAGAAGAUAGUUGCUGCAACUAUGGCAUUGCAUAAUUUUAUUCGAGAUUCUAAUGAAGCUGACAGAGACUUUAAUACUGCAGAAAAAACCGAGAACUAUGAUGCUGAUCCAGACGGAAACACAUCUCCAUCUCGUGAAGAUAACGUACUCAAUCGAAAUUAUGAUCCAACAGCUGAUGAAUAUAUGUCGACAGUUAGAGAUGGCAUAUCAAGAGAGAUAUGGGAUGAUCGUUAG